GUUAUGCCUACGCUCGUGUUCGUUCGCGCAAUUAAGCAAAUGUCAGCUGACGCCAUGUUUUAGCAGCAACGAUGUCCCCGAGGAAUAACCACGAUCCGACGUCCUCCGGCGAGUCGGGCAACACAAAUGUGCAGGAGGCCGAUCUGCAAGAGAUGGAGGAUGUCAACCAAAGUCUAGACGCUCUAAGCUGUGCCUUGGAUGUUGUGGAGCAGCGCACCGACGACAUUUUGUCACAGCUACGCGAGCUUUUGGACUCCAAUCGCGAAAUACGACGUCAGCUGGCUCAGGAUAAAGACAAUGCUUCCUCAGAAGAGGAAAACGACGACGGCGAUGACAUGGUGGAACAGCCGGAUACUAAGAAUGUACCCAGCGCAAAUGCAAACUAAAAUGCACAGUUUGCACGUUUUUUUUUCUUUUUGCUAUGAAUAGCAAUUCGUUUCUUUACACAUUUAUUGUUUCUAAAAAAAAAAACACA
Messenger RNA from Drosophila novamexicana, 475 nucleotides. RefSeq names its product UPF0184 protein CG14818. The transcript is spliced from 2 exons. The record is from RefSeq and is a predicted model, not a curated record. Lineage: Eukaryota; Metazoa; Arthropoda; Insecta; Diptera; Drosophilidae. The coding region runs from base 72 to 386 and encodes 104 amino acids.